Messenger RNA from Trypanosoma rangeli, 738 nucleotides. RefSeq names its product Gim5A protein. Gene Ontology annotation, biological process: peroxisome fission. Lineage: Eukaryota; Euglenozoa; Kinetoplastea; Trypanosomatida; Trypanosomatidae. Gene Ontology annotation, cellular component: peroxisomal membrane. The record is from RefSeq and is a predicted model, not a curated record. The transcript has a single exon. Bases 1 to 738 code for a protein of 245 amino acids.
AUGUCUGCCUUUGCUCACGCAUACCUUUCCGACACGUGGAACCGUGACAAGGUCAUGGCAAUUGUGCAGUUUCUUCCGAUGGCGCUGGAGGGUCCUGUUCGAAAUGCCGGUUGUGAUUCCCUUGCCGUAUCUCUGGGCAAUUUGUCAAAGAUGGCGGACGCGUAUCGUGCGGUCACCCGUUUGUCUCUGGUGUUAAACGCACUUUCGUCCAAGACGUUGACGGCUCUGGCGAAGCCAGGGGAAGAUGCCUUUGUUCGUCGUCUUGAUCAGGUUUCACACGCGUUCCACAUCGGCUUCUGCCUCAACGAGCACACGGCGGUGCUUGCGGGGCGGGGAGUGUUUAAUUCCGGGCUGGCACGCCUGGGUGGUGUCGCUGUGCUUUGCUGGUUUUACACGCUUGUCGUGGGUUUGGUCCGGCAGGUGUACCUGCUGGCGAAACACAGCCCCAAUGGUCCCUGCAAGGUUCUGAUGCCGGGGGAUGCAAAUGACACGAAGGUUGUUCCAUACACGCACGAGGAGUGCAAGCGUGCUGUGGUGAACCUGGUGAAGCUGAGCCUUUUUACCGUAUUUUCAAUGACGUGUCUGCCUGAUGGCAAGCCCCAGCUGCUGCAGGAGCCAUGCAGCUUCUUGAUGCCCUUGCACCAGUUGGUCAGAGCGCUUGCACCAAACAAGCUGAACCUGAGUGACACUGUGCGUGGUCUCUUUGCCGUCACCGCAUCGCUAUGCGAUUUCUAUUAA